Messenger RNA from Salmo salar (Atlantic salmon), 4888 nucleotides. RefSeq names its product AAA ATPase AFG2B (gene afg2b). Gene Ontology annotation, cellular component: nucleus; VCP-NPL4-UFD1 AAA ATPase complex; cytosol. Gene Ontology annotation, molecular function: ATP hydrolysis activity; ATP binding; polyubiquitin modification-dependent protein binding. The record is from RefSeq and is a predicted model, not a curated record. Gene Ontology annotation, biological process: retrograde protein transport, ER to cytosol; mitotic spindle disassembly; autophagosome maturation. Lineage: Eukaryota; Metazoa; Chordata; Actinopteri; Salmoniformes; Salmonidae.
GUGAGAUGAAAAUGGGCAAACUAAAGGGUGUGCAAUGUGUAGGCCAACUGAGUGGACCUUGUUUGAGUCAAGUAGGUCACAUGACCAAUGAGCUAUUGAAAUUAAAAUGUAAAAAAAGUUUGUACUUUGUUUACACUCCCUAACUAAUUCAACUAGGAAUACAAAAUGCUGCUCACAUUUCCACAUGUUUAUUGGCUUUGGAAAGCAAAUUAAUGUCCAUAUUGUGAAAAUAAGACCUGUGCAAUGUUGUGCGCAAUUUUUCCAACAUCAUGACACUUAUUUGGAGUCUGUGGCUCAAGUGGUUUGAAAGCUAUUGAGGUUUGACAGCGCGAAUAUCCGUUGAAUAUCCAACAUGAAACUGUCUACCUCGAUGUGGCAGAAAACCUAUAGUUCGAUCACUGCUGCAGACGACUAUUCCUACAUAACCCUCCCAAAUCGGCGCAACGAAAAUGCACAUGAGCAGAAAUGGAGUGAUUGGGAGCGGAGUCCCCAUUUAACGUGGAUGAGAAGGCUAUACCUUUGAAGUAGAGGAAGAGUUUCUGACCAUGACAGAGUUGUAUCUGCAACGCUAUUGCACUCUCCUUCAGCCUGCCAUGAAACCAGUAGACAACAAUGGGAUAUGGGUAUGGCCUAAGGGGGUACAAGGUCCGGACCAAUAGAGGAACUGAUGGUGAAGCUGUCAUGAUCCCCAACAACAUCCUACUGUGGCCACACAGCAGCAGAAUAUUCUACCCAGGACAGACCACCCACAGCUAUAUCUGUAAUGCCAUGGACCACCAGGUGAAGGAUUGCAGGACAAGGGAACAGAGAGGUCAAGAGGAGAAACAUCACAAACCCGAGAGCAACAGCCACAAGGAGAACGAUGACAGCUUCGAGUCUGCCAGGGAAGAGCCAUCACAAGACACUUCCCUCCCUGAUGACACAGGUCCUGCAGCAGACUGGUCCACUCAAAUGGAGGCUCAUGAUGACGAUCCACCAAACCUUGCCAGUACUCCGGCUGCCUCCCACCUCCCUAGUGGCUACCCUCCUCUGCCCCCAGACACUUCCAGCUCCAACGAAGGUACCCAUCCAUCAAACAGUGACAAGCCUGUGUCUUCUCUCCAGCUGUGACAGCGAUGGAGGAGGUGUCUCUGAGAGUGCUGCCAAUGGACCCAGCGGACCGGGGAACCCAGAGGGUCAGACUGGGCCCAGGGCUGAUGUCCUCCCUGGGGUUGGGGCUGGGCUCUCCUGUUCUGAUGGCUCUGUCUGGAGGGUCCUGUCUCUGUACUGCCUGGCCCAGGCCUGACCUGGCUGACGGAUUCAUACAGAUAGACAUGAAAUGUUGUUCUUCAAAUCUUAUCUUAAACAAAGCGGCACCCACACACCUCAGCUCUAGCCCACUUCCCCCCAGCCCAUGCCUAAGUCCUAGCCUCACCCCAGUCUCCUGCCCCAAGCUGAAAGGCAUCAGAAUAACAGUGGUGGUUCAGAGUGUGGAGUUCCGGAAAACCACUCCUCCCAGUUUCAUCCAUGAACUAGUGAAGGACAUGCUGAAAGGGACAUAUGUCCACCAGAAGCACGUGAUAGAUGUGGGUGACUAUGACACGGACGUUAAACUGAUCGUCAUCGAGAGCCUGAACCCAGAGUCCACCGUGACUGGUUUGGUUACAUCUAAGACAGGGGUGGAAAUAAUGGGGACGAGGACCCUCCGGUACUACAGAGGACAGCUCCAGGAGCAGCCCCAGGUCCUGCUGGGAGGACUGGAGGAGGUGUCAGCGUGUCUGAGAGAGAUGUUGCACCUGCCUCUGCAGUACCCUGCUACCCUGGGCUCCCUGGGUCUGUCCUGCCCCAGAGGAGUGCUCCUUGCUGGGCCGCCGGGGGUCGGAAAGACCCUGCUGGUCCGCUGCCUGGUGGGGGAGGUGGGGGCCAGCCUCAUCACAGUCAGAGGACCAGAGGUAGUAGGGUCUCGGCCAGGGGAGAGUGAGGAGAGGUUGCGGGCGGUGUUUGGUCGGGCGCGGGCAGCGGCAGAGGAAGGGCCUUGUGUGUUGUUCCUGGAUGAGCUGGACUCUCUCUGUCCCAGACGGACUGGAUCCUCCGCACCCGAGAACCGGCUGGUCGCUCAACUGCUCACGCUCAUGGACGGCAUGGACCAAUCAGAUCGCUUCCUCAUCAUAGGAGCUACUAAUCAGCCGGACAGCUUGGACCCGGCGCUACGGAGGCCCGGGAGGUUCGACAGAGAGGUGGUUAUCGGUGCCCCCACAGCACAGCAGCGGUUAUCCAUCCUGUCAGUGCUGUGCCGGGCCAUGCCAGUGUGUGUCAGUGUGGACUGGGCAGAGCUGGCCCAGAGGACUACAGGGUAUGUGGGUGCUGACCUCAGUGCUCUCUGCCGUGAGGCUGCCAUUCUGGCUAUACGACACAACACACAGGGUUCAGGGGAGCAGGCUAUCACCAUGGAACACUUCCUGUCUGCCCUGAAGACUGUCCGUCCAUCCUGUCUGAGGGGCAGUCUGGGACGGACAGAUCUCCCAGCCGUCUCCUGGGAACAGAUAGGAGGCCUGGAGGAAGUCAAAGUCAAACUACAACAGAGUAUAGAGUGGCCGAUGCGUUACCCGGAGGCGUUUGUGCGUCUGGGUCUGUCCCGUCCCAGGGGGGUGUUGCUGUACGGUCCCCCAGGCUGUGCUAAGACCACCCUGGUCAGGGCUGCAGCCACCUCCUCCCACUGCUCCUUCCUGUCAGUCAGCGGGGCUGACCUCUACUCUCCAUAUGUAGGAGACUCGGAGAAGGCCCUGGCUCAGCUCUUUCGUCAGGCACGGGCCUGCACUCCCUCCAUCCUGUUCCUGGAUGAGGUGGACUCUCUGAUUGGCUCCCGGUCAGAAGGCCAUGUCCCUCAGAGUGCCCAGACCCGCCUCCUGUCUGUGCUGCUGAAUGAGCUGGACGGGGUAGGCUUUAGGACCCUGGAGAGGAGAGGAGCAGGGAAGACCCUACAGGCUGAGGGAGUGGAGGAGCGCCACCAACAGGAACAUUUGGAGUACCAGGAGGUGUGUAACAAGGAAGUGAUGAUCGUAGCGGCCACUAACAGACCAGACUCUCUGGACAGUGCCCUCCUAAGGCCUGGAAGACUGGACCAGAUCAUCUACGUACCCCCACCUGACCUACAGGCGCGUGUGUCCAUCCUGCAGGUGUGUACAGAGAAGAUGCCUCUGGAUGAUGAUGUGUGUCUGGAGGAGCUGGCUAGACACACUGACCUCUACUCUGGAGCAGACCUGGAGAACCUGUGCAGAGAGGCGGCUCUGUUGACCCUCCAGGAUGAAAGUAUGGAAGCUUCUAGUAUCAAACACCGAUACUUCCUCCAGUCUUUACAGAGGAUGACUCCCUCUCUCUCGACCCAGCAACUACAGACAUACAAAAACCUCUUCAGAUGAAACUAUAGACCCCACCCCAUCAGAUGACGCGGCAGACUUGGAAAAUAAAAAUUACAUUUAGUUUUCUUUUUUGUGGGUCUGUUGGCUGUUAUGGUGGUGAGUUGACGGUAUGUAGGCCUAAUUACAUUAAGAUGAUUGUUCCUUCUGUUAUGACACCCUCCUACUGAUUAAUACAUCAGCACAAACAGGAUAUCCAGUCCUCCAACAGCACACACUUGUUGUAGCCCGUACAAAAACACCUGGUUAAACUUUAAGGGCUUGAUGAUUAGAAUCAGGUGUGCUUGUCCAGGACCACAAAAAUAUUUACUGUUGGUGUAACUAGAGGACCUGAGGUCAGAAACGGCUAGUUCAUGGUCUGGCCCAGCGAGUCAAGGUCAGGAACCCCCAACCCGGGAAAACCGGUGCCCCAGGGACCCACUCCCUGAUUUUCACUCAAAUUCUGUCUUAUUGGGUAAAGGAUAAUGGCCUGGCAAAGUCAUGAAAUGUUUUGACCGCCCCACAGUUAAUGGAAUAUACUAGUGUAAACUUUAAGUCUAUUUUAGCUAGAAAAGGUAAAAGUAUUUUGGCGAACAGCCGAUUUAAAAAGUUGGACUUAGCCAACACAUGGCUAAGUCAAGGAAGCUUCCCAGCAGCAUCCUGGGUUGAAUACCUCUGCUCUAGUCCCCUUUAGAAGCAGAACAAACCACAACUCUUUAGGUCAGUGUUCAAAAUAAAUUUAUUUCUAAAUGUAACAGGUUCUUCAUUCACAUGUUUCCAGUCAAUGAAUCUGCCAGUUGAUUAAAGGGAAGUGAGAGUGACAGACUCAGACAGGUCUCAGUCUAGUGAUAAAUUAACUCAAAGAUUGAUAACCAUGAAUCAUUUAAACAAACAGCUGAUCAUUUGAUCAACAACCAGGCAAUACUGCAUCCUGAUGUUAAGGGAAUAGAAGUCUCGGUUCUAAUGCCCAUAUUAGUUUACCACUUAAAGUAUGCCAUUUGGGACGUAUCCAUACUUCAUUCUACGUAGUAGUACACAAGUGUGGAUAUUGGAGCAGAGCCUUAAGAAGUGUUCAGGUUGAAGGAAUGAAUGUGCAAAUCACUGAAACACUGAGUGCUGCUGUAGAGAGCCAACCCUGACAACAUGAUAAACAAAAUACCUUUUAAAAUAAAUCAAAACAAGAGCAGCACAAGGCAGGUAAUGCAUAUACUGAACUGAUUUGCAGUUAAAGAAAAAUGUCAUUUUAGUCUGUUCCAACCAACAUGUUAAGCUUGGACAGGAAGACUGACAGUGGUUUAAGGAACCCAGACCUGAAGACAAUGCCAAAUAUAUUUAUAUACGCACACAAUAAUGCAUAUGAUAAAUAUUGGCAUCUCACAUCACUCCAUGCUUAUGGAACAAUACUGCAUUUCUGAAAUGUUGACAAUCUGAUUAGCAAAUAAAACUGGCUGAUAUUAACUAGAAGCAGUAGUCAUGUAUUACCCUACUACAGUAUUAAACAUGAUUCAAAGUCA